This is a messenger RNA of Oryza brachyantha (malo sina), 2724 nucleotides long. Its product is annotated as protein BONZAI 3. Lineage: Eukaryota; Viridiplantae; Streptophyta; Magnoliopsida; Poales; Poaceae. The record is from RefSeq and is a predicted model, not a curated record. The coding region runs from base 187 to 1983 and encodes 598 amino acids. Gene Ontology annotation, cellular component: plasma membrane. Gene Ontology annotation, molecular function: calcium-dependent phospholipid binding. The transcript is spliced from 16 exons. Gene Ontology annotation, biological process: cellular response to calcium ion.
GGUGGAGCAGUAUAAAUAUCUGGCCGCUCUCCAAACCCAAAAAGGGGAGAGAAGUUGCGGUUCGACUUGGCUUGGAUCGUAACGUUCGAAAAUUCGCACCUCCAGACCGGCCAGUUCGUCGUAACGUUCGCCUGCGGGGUUCGAGAGCGCGAGGGGAGAGGGGAGGAGGAGGAGGAGGGGGGAUCGAUGGGUGGGUGCUUGUCCGGCGACGUGCGCGGCGGGAUGGAGGCCGUGGGCGGCGGCGGCGGGACGGCGGGGACCGGGAGUGCGGGGCACAGGGGCGGGGGCGGCGGCGGCGGGGCGAACGAUGCGGUGGACUACUUCUUCAACGCCGCUGGACUGCGCGGGCUCUACUCGCCUCUCGAGCUAUCUUUUUCAGCAUCAAAGUUGCGGAAUAUGGAUGCUCUUUCCAAGAGUGAUCCAAUGUUGGUUGUCUACAUACAACAAAAGGACAGAAGGCUAGAAGAGAUUGGCCGUACUGAAGUGAUACUGAACUCGCUGGAACCCUCGUGGAUCACAAAGGCUACAAUAAAUUACCAAUUUGAGAUUGUACAGCCACUUGUAUUCAGGAUAUAUGACAUUGACACAAGGUACCAUAACACACCAGUCAAGACGUUGAACUUGGCUCAACAGGAUUUUCUUGGAGAAACAUGCUGCAAUUUGUCAGAGAUUGUCACAAAGUUCAGUCACAGCCUGACAUUGAACCUCCGAAGUAGUCAUGGACAUGCCCUUCAAGGAACACUGACAGUACAUGCUGAAGAAAGCAGUUCCUCAAGGAUGGCAGUUGAUAUGACCCUGCACUGCCUAAACUUGGAAAACAAAGAUUUAUUUUCCAAAAGUGACCCCUUUUUGAGAAUAUCAAGAGUGGUGGAAACUUCUGGUCCCAUUCCUAUCUGUAAAACUGAAGUGAUCAAUGAUAACUUAAACCCUGUUUGGAGGCCUAUAACACUAACUUCACAGCAAUUCGGAAGCAAGGAUAACCCAUUGCUAGUUGAGUGUUUUGAUUUUGAUUCCAGCGGUGACCACGAGCUUAUUGGGGCUUUCCAGACAACUAUCGCUCAACUUGAGAAUCUAUAUAAUUCAAAGUCAGGAGCAAAUUUUUUCAGCCAUAAGGGACAGAGAAAGUUGAAAGGACAAUUGUUUGUGGAUAGGUUCCAGGAAAAAGUUCAACAUACUUUCUUGGACUACAUUUCCAGUGGUUUUGAGCUCAAUUUUAUGGUAGCUGUAGAUUUCACAGCUUCAAAUGGUGAUCCCCGUGCACCUCAGUCUUUGCACUACAUUGACCCCUCUGGCAGACCAAACUCAUACCAGCAGGCGAUACUAGGGGUUGGUGAAGUUUUGCAGUUUUAUGACAAUGAUAGGCGAUUCCCAGCAUGGGGUUUUGGAGCUAAGAUACCACAGGGCUACAUAUCCCACUGUUUUAAUCUUAACACAGCUACGAAUGAUUGUGAGGUCGUAGGAGUUGAAGGCAUCAUGUCAGCAUACUCUUCUACCCUUUACAGUGUCACCCUUGCUGGGCCAACCCUGUUUGGGCCAAUUAUCAACAAAGCUGCAGAGAUUGCCAGCCAAUCCCUUAAAUAUGGAAACAAUAAAUAUUUUGUCUUGCUCACCAUCACGGAUGGAGUUCUCACUGACAUUCAAGAAACAAAAGAUUCUAUUGUGAGAGCUUCCGAUCUGCCACUGUCAAUCCUCAUCGUGGGCGUUGGCAAUGCUGAUUUCAAGCAAAUGGAGAUCCUCGAUGGAGAUAACGGCAAGCGGCUGGAGAGCUCGACCGGCAGGAUCGCGACGCGGGACAUCGUCCAGUUUGUCCCCAUGAGGGAUGUCCAAGGCGGUCAGAUCUCCGUCGUCCAGUCGCUGCUGGAGGAGCUCCCGGGGCAGUUCCUGGCCUACAUGCGCAGCCGGGACAUCAAGCCGCGAGCAGCACCUCUCCACGACGCCUCUCCCGCCGCCGCGCCCGCCGUCUACCCUCCUCCAACCAAGUGAGGCCGCCAUCCCUCCCCUCCACUCCACAGCACUCCUUCCCUUGUGCUUUGGAUGGACAGGGCGUCCAGUCCAAAAACCAUCCCAAAGCUCCCCGCAAAAUCCCCAAUGUACAUUCAUUCUCUCCUGCUUCCAAACCUUAGCCUAGAAUCCUGUCAAAUAUGGGCACGCUCUGCAUUUGUUAGGGUGAUUUUUUUUUUAGCUCCUUUUGGGUUGGGUUCGGUGGUUGUGGUGGUUAUGAGUUGACCGGGGGCGGGCGGUCGAGGGUGGAGGCGGAGGUGGAGGGUGGCACGGGGGGCAUGUGGGUGCUGCACUGGACGCCAGCCUAGAGUUCGUGGGCACGUUAUGGAGCCAAGCGAGCGCCCUCCCCUCUCGAUCGUAUCGUGUCGCGUGUGUGCGUGUUGGUCCUCUUUUGCACAACUGGAAUUUGCUGGACCGGUCGUGUUUCUUUCUUCUUUUGCCGCCGCAGCCGCCGUUUACGUGGCGAUAUAGGAGUGUUUUUUUUUAUAUACUUCCUGUUGUUUCUAGUUCUGGUGUGUGCGCCCUUCUGGCCCGGUCUUUUUUUUUUUUGCGUGAGUACGAUGGAUCCGUUUCAUAUUAGAAGAUUUUUUGUUUUUGUUUGGAUUCAUCAACUUAUCAUGUAUAUGUUUUGUGUAUGUGUCCGUAUUUAUUAGUACACAAAUCAAUAUAGACAAGACCAGAAAAUCUUAUACUAUACAUGGACAAUAUUUUCUUAUACCAUAC